GUGUCUCACCCUCUUGCAGUCUGCAGCUUCUCCUGUCAUCGGAAAUGCCAGGCCAAGGUGGCUGCCCCCUGCGUUCCUCCAUCCAACCAUGAGCUGGUGCCUAUCACCACUGAGAGUGCGCCAAAGAAUGUAGUGGACACGGGAGAAGGAUCCUCCCGGGGCGGAAACACACGGAAAAGCCUCGAGGACGACGGCUCCACCAGGGUCAUCCCGAGUGUCCAGCCCCAUCUCCAGCCCAUCAGAAACAUGAGUGUGAGCCGGACCAUGGAGGACAGCUGUGAGCUGGACCUGGUGUACGUUACAGAGAGAAUCAUCGCAGUCUCCUUCCCCAGUACAGCCAAUGAGGAGAACUUCCGGAGCAACCUCCGUGAGGUGGCCCAGAUGCUCAAGUCUAAACAUGGAGGCAACUACUUGCUAUUCAACCUCUCAGAGCGGAGACCUGACAUCACAAAGCUCCAUGCCAAGGUACUGGAGUUUGGCUGGCCUGACCUACACACUCCUGCCCUGGAGAAAAUCUGCAGCAUCUGCAAGGCCAUGGACACGUGGCUCAACGCAGACCCUCACAAUGUCGUCGUUCUGCAUAAUAAGGGAAACCGAGGCAGAACAGGAGUAGUCAUCGCAGCUUACAUGCACUACAGCAACAUUUCUGCCAGUGCGGACCAGGCUUUGGACCGGUUUGCAAUGAAGCGGUUCUAUGAGGAUAAGAUUGUACCCAUUGGCCAGCCAUCCCAAAGAAGGUACGUGCAUUACUUCAGCGGCCUGCUCUCCGGCUCCAUCAAAAUGAACAACAAGCCCUUGUUUCUUCACCACGUGAUCAUGCAUGGCAUCCCGAACUUUGAGUCUAAAGGAGGGUGCCGGCCAUUUCUCCGCAUCUACCAGGCCAUGCAACCUGUUUACACAUCUGGGAUCUACAACAUCCCAGGAGACAGCCAGACCAGUGUCUGUAUCACCAUUGAGCCAGGACUGCUCCUGAAGGGAGACAUCUUGCUUAAGUGCUACCACAAGAAGUUCCGGAGCCCAUCCCGUGAUGUCAUCUUCCGGGUGCAGUUCCACACAUGUGCCAUCCAUGACUUGGGGGUUGUCUUUGGCAAGGAAGACCUUGAUGAUGCCUUCAAAGGUGGGCUCCUUGGCCUUUACAAGAAUGCUAGAAACAAGACUCCUGGGUUCUCCAUCCAGCUUAAGCCACUGGGCCCGCCCCGUCCCGCCAUGCUCAAGAACAUGAGAAGUCCCUCAGGGACAUUCUGGGGGAGCUUGUUGGCUUUCUCUGUUUUUGCAGCUGCUGAUCUCUUUUCCCUCCCCUCACUGUCCCCCUACUUGGCCCCUGCCUUUCCCACCCACUCAGGCAUGGAGCACCUGGAGAAUGGGCCCAGUGUGUCUGUGGACUACAACACCUCUGACCCCCUGAUCCGCUGGGAUUCCUAUGACAACUUCGGCGGGCAUCGAGAUGACGGCAUGGAGGAGGUGGUAGGACAUACCCAGGGGCCACUAGAUGGAAGCCUGUAUGCCAAGGUGAAGAAGAAGGACUCCCUGCACGGCAGCACUGGGGCUGUCAAUGCCACACGUCCUGUGCUGUCGGCCACCCCCAACCAUGUGGAGCACACACUCUCUGUGAGCAGCGACUCCGGUAACUCCACGGCCUCCACCAAGACAGACAAGACCGAUGAGCCUGUUGCCGGGGCCCCCAGCAUUCCUACUGCCCUGAGUCCGGAGGAGAAGCAGGAGUUGGAUCGCCUGCUCAGUGGCUUUGGCUUAGAACGAGAGAAGCAAGGCGCCAUGUAUCAUACCCAGCACCUCAGGUCCCGCCCAGCUGGGGGCCAGGUUGUGCCCUCCUCUGGCCGCCAUGUUGUCCCAGCCCAGGUUCAUGUCAAUGGUAGGGCCUUGGUGUCUGAGCGAGAGACAGACAUCCUGGACGAUGAGCUGCCCAACCAGGAUGGGCACAGUGUGGGCAGCAUGGGCACACUGUCCUCCCUGGACGGGGUCACCAACACCAGUGAGGCAGGCUACCCAGAGGCCCUAUCCCCACUCACCAAUGGCCUGGACAAGCCCUAUCCCAUGGAGUCUAUGGUCAAUGGUGGGGGCUACCCCUAUGAACCUGCCAGAUGUGCAGUGCCUGCCCAUGCUGGCCACAUGGCCCCCAUGCGACCCUCCUACUCUGCACAGGAAGGUUUAGCUGGCUACCAGCGGGAGGGGCCCCACCCAGCCUGGCCUCAGCCAACGACCACCUCCCAGUGUGGUCAUGACCCCAGCAGUAUGUUCCGCUCUCAGUCCUUUUCGGAAGCUGAGCCCCAGCUGCCUCCAGCUCCAGCCCGUGGCGGAAGCAGCCGGGAGGCCGUGCAGAGGGGGCUGAAUUCAUGGCAGCAGCAGCAACAGCAACAGCAACAGCAGCAGCAACAGCCUCACCCACCUCCUCGGCAGCAGGAAAGAGCCCAUUUGGAGAGUCUAGUGACCAGCAGGCCUGGCCCCCAGCUAUUGGCAGAGGCCCCCAGCCCUGGGCUCCCAGAGUUCCCAAGGGCAGCCUCUCGGCAGGAGAUUGAGCAGUCCAUUGAAGCACUCAACAUGCUGAUGCUGGACCUAGAGCCAACAGCGGCCGCUGUCCCCCUGCACAAGUCCCAGAGUGUUCCAGGGGCCUGGCCAGGGGCUUCCCCACUCUCUUCCCAGCCCCUCUCUGGUUCCUCUCGCCAGUCCCAUCCAAUGACCCAAUCCAGAUCUGGCUACAUCCCUAGUGGACAUUCCUUGGGAACCCCUGAGCCGGCCCUGCAGGCCUCUCUGGAGUCCAUCCCUCCGGGCAGGUCUUACUCACCGUACGAUUACCAGCCAUGUCCAGUAGGGCCCAGCCAGGGUUUCUGUCCAAAAAGCUCAGUCUCCUCCUCCUUGCCCACCUUCCUUCCAACCUCCCACAGCCCUCCAGGGCCUCAGCAAUCCCCCGUCUCCCUCCCUGGCCUCCCUGUUCAGCCACAGCUCCCACCAAAGGAAACGACUUCAGACCCAUCCAGAACUCCAGAGGAGGAGCCAUUGAAUCUGGAAGGGCUGGUGGCCCACAGGGUAGCAGGGGUGCAGGCUCGGGAGAAGCAGCCCUCAGAGCCCCCAGCCCCUCUGCGGAGACGGGCGGCCAGUGAUGGACAGUAUGAGAACCAGUCUCCAGAAGCCACAUCCCCCCGUAGCCCUGGGGUUCGCUCUCCUGUCCAGUGUGUCUCCCCCGAGCUGGCUCUUACCAUUGCCCUCAAUCCUGGAGGGCGGCCCAAGGAGCCCCAUCUGCACAGCUACAAGGAAGCUUUUGAGGAGAUGGAGGGGACUUCCCCAAGCAGCCCACCGCCCAGUGGAGUACGAUCCCCGCCGGGUCUGGCCAAGACACCCCUGUCUGCUCUGGGCCUGAAACCUCACAAUCCAGCGGACAUCCUGUUGCACCCCACAGGCGAGCCCCGGAGCUAUGUCGAGUCUGUUGCACGGACAGCAGUGUCUGGACCCCGAGCUCAGGACCCUGAGCCCAAGAGCUUUAGUGCACCAGCAGCCCAAGCCUAUGGCCAUGAGACACCCUUGAGGAAUGGGACUCUGGGUGGCUCCUUUGUCUCCCCAAGCCCCCUCUCUACCAGCAGCCCCAUCCUCAGCGCUGACAGCACUUCAGUGGGGAGUUUCCCAUCUGGGGAGAGCAACGACCAGGGUCCCCGGACACCCACUCAGCCUCCGUUGGAAUCUGGCUUCCGCUCCAGCAACCUGGGGCAGCCCAGCCCUUCAGCCCAGAGAAGCUACCAGAGCUCUUCUCCUCUCCCGACUGUGGGCAGCAACUACAGCAGCCCCGACUACUCACUGCAGCAAUUCAGCUCCUCUCCGGAAAGCCAGGCCCGCUCUCAGUUCAGUGUGGCUGGCAUCCACACGGUGCCUGGGAGCCCUCAGGCACGUCACAGGACAGUGGGCACCAACACUCCCCCGAGUCCUGGCUUCACCCGGCGGGCCAUCAACCCUAGCAUGGCUGCCCCUAGCAGUCCCAGUUUGAGUCACCGCCAGGUGAUGGGUCCACCAGGUACUGGUUACCAUAGUAACAUGGUCUCCAGCCCUCAAAGCAGCACAGUGACCACUCCAGGGAGCCCCAGCCUAGGCCGGCACCCAGCAGGGGCCCACCAGGUUUCUGGCCUCCAUGGCAGUGUGGCCACCACUCCAGGAAGUCCCAGCCUGGGCCGGCAUCCUGGGGCCCACCAAGGCAACCUGGCCUCCAGUCUCCAUGGCAACACAAUAGCCAGCCCUGGAAGCCCCAACCUGGGCCGUCACCUGGGAGGGUCUGGAUCUGUGGUUCCUGGCAGCCCCAGCUUGGACCGGCAUGUGGCUUAUGGUGGCUAUUCCACUCCUGAGGACCGGAGACCCACCCUGUCCCGGCAGAGCAGUGCCUCUGGCUACCAGGCUCCUUCUACGCCCUCCUUCCCUGUCUCCCCGGCCUACUACCCUGGCCUGAGCAGCCCUGCCACCUCUCCCUCGCCGGACUCAGCAGCCUUCCGACAAGGGAGCCCAACACCAGCAUUGCCAGAGAAGCGGAGGAUGUCCGUGGGAGACCGAGCGGGCAGCCUCCCCAACUACGCCACCAUCAAUGGGAAGGUGUCCUCGCCUGUCGCCAGUGGUAUGUCCAGCCCCAGCGGUGGCAGCACUGUUUCCUUCUCCCAUACUCUGCCUGACUUCUCCAAGUACUCCAUGCCAGACAACAGCCCUGAGACACGGGCUAAAGUAAAGUUUGUCCAGGAUACUUCCAAGUAUUGGUACAAGCCUGAGAUCUCCAGGGAGCAGGCCAUUGCGCUCCUCAAGGACCAGGAGCCAGGGGCCUUCAUCAUCCGUGACAGCCACUCCUUCCGAGGGGCCUACGGGCUGGCAAUGAAGGUGUCUUCGCCACCCCCAACCAUCAUGCAGCAGAAUAAAAAAGGAGACAUGACCCAUGAGCUGGUGAGGCAUUUCCUGAUAGAGACUGGCCCCAGAGGAGUCAAGCUCAAGGGCUGCCCCAACGAGCCAAACUUUGGAUCCCUGUCUGCCCUCGUCUACCAGCACUCCAUCAUACCCUUGGCCCUGCCCUGCAAGCUGGUCAUUCCAAACCGAGACCCCACAGAUGAAUCAAAAGAUAGCUCGGGUCCUGCUAACUCAACUGCUGACCUACUGAAGCAAGGGGCAGCUUGCAAUGUGCUCUUUGUCAACUCUGUGGACAUGGAAUCCCUCACUGGGCCACAGGCUAUCUCAAAAGCCACAUCUGAGACAUUGGCUGCUGAUCCCACGCCAGCUGCCACCAUCGUUCACUUCAAGGUCUCUGCCCAAGGAAUCACUCUAACUGACAACCAGAGAAAGCUUUUCUUCAGACGACACUAUCCCCUCAACACUGUCACCUUCUGUGACCUGGAUCCACAGGAAAGAAAGUGGACGAAAACAGAGGGAGGCGUCCCAGCUAAGCUCUUUGGCUUCGUGGCCCGGAAGCAGGGCAGCACCACGGACAAUGCCUGCCACCUCUUUGCGGAGCUUGACCCCAACCAGCCAGCUUCUGCCAUUGUCAACUUCGUCUCCAAGGUCAUGCUGAAUGCUGGCCAGAAGAGAUGAGCCCACCCUUUGCCCUGGGCCAGUGCAGUGGGGAUGGGGCUUGUUGGGAGGGGAACCGGGCAUCCUGACCACCCUUGAAUCCAGAAGGAGGACUUUGGGACAAUUUUGCAGAAGGAGAGAAGAAAGUGCAACGUGGGGAGAGGAAAGUGAAUUUCAGAGGGGAAGGGGGUAGAGAGAGAGAGCAAGAAAAAGAUGGCAGAGAAGGACAUGGGUUCCCCUGGGUGAUGGAGACUACAAAAACCCAAAGCCUUCAAACCAGGUCCCUCUAACUCCCCCUCUUCCUCUCCUAGAGGAGAAGGAUCAAGCCUCCUUGGGGAUCCAUAUUUUGGGGGGGGAAUGGAAAAGCCAUAUUUCCCUUACCCAACUGCUUAGCAAGGAGAAAGUAAGCUUUUUCUGGCCACCUGUAGGGUAGGUCACCAAACUAAACAGAGCCAGCGUGGGACACCAAGUGGGCAAACUUUUCUUUUGAAAAUAUCUCAGACCCAAGGCACCUCAGGUCUCUUUGCUGUGCCUCCGAUGUGUUGCUGUGUGGGUGUGCGUUCGUCUGCACCCACAUCCUCUAGCCUCUGUCAGCUAGAGUUAUAAGCAGCUCUCCUUGUCUGUGUCCCGUGUGUUUGUAUCCACAACGCAUACUGUCCAAAGAAGGUUAGUGCUGGGGGUGCCAGGGCAGCAGGGAAGCUCUCACUUCUAGACCCUGCACCUGCACCCUCAUGGCCCUUAGUGCCACCAGCCUUUCUCCUCUACCAAAACCCCCCACAGGAGUGGGGUGGCCACCCCUGCCGCUUACCCUAUUCUGCCUUAACUGGGAGCUUUGGUAUGGAUAUGUGUGUCCUUAGCCUUGGGGAAGAGUCAGGAGGGGCAGCUGCUGAGCUGGGAGGUUUAUGGCCCAGCAGCAAGGAAGGCAAAUCGCUCCCACGGUGCCCUGGACUCUGCCUUAGCGCCCACCUCUCAGCCCUGUUCUUGGGUUCCAUGCCCCAGAAUAAGCCUUAUCUCAGACUUGCUUAUCUGCAUGUUGCCUUUAGGGGGCGAGAGAGUGAGCCCUGCCCUGUACUAUGCCCCGGUACAGGGUCUCCACGUUGCAGUUCUACCUGAGGAAUCUGCUUCCUGCCCCAUGAGGCCCAGGGGAGGAGGCCACAGUCCUUAUCCUCCCUCUGUACGUUCUGGGCUCUGACUUUUGCAGGCACCCUUCUGGCUGGGCUGCCCAAGGUGACAGCAGAGCUCCUGGGACUGCUACCUAUGCACCCCAUGGCCUUCCUACAAGGCCAAAGCCUUGCUGUUUCCCUGCUGCCCUGGUUUCCCCAGCUGAGCCACGCUGCCCAUGCAGCAGAAGGCAAGCAAUUAGACCAAAGGGCCUGGGGUCCAUUUGGGCAAUUGGGAAAAACCCUGACCACCACCCAAACACUCAGGCCAGAAUAGAAAAUUCACUAGGACUCCAUACUUACACCUGAAGGGGUCCCCUAGAGAAAGGCAUUGUACUGAUAUAUAAAUAUUAUAAUAUAUACAGGAGACAUACUGACAGAAUCUGUAAGCUAAUAAAAUAUAAGAAAAGGUAAAAAAAAAUAGGUAAAUUGACAAGAAGUAUUUAUUGUUUUCCCAUAUUGCUUUACUGCCUUCUCUGGGCAUAAACUGAUCCCUUUUUAUAUGUAUAAAUAAAGCCUGAAACAUAGGGAGGGGCCUUGAUCCUUGGAGCAGCUGAGGGUCUCCUGGCCUGGCCCUGGCCUGCCCUAGACUUUGUCUAGGGCUCAGCGUUGGGGGCAGUUGCAUGCAUUCCACCCAUUGGGUCCCCUUAUUUUCUGGCAGGCCAGGGGCCCAGCAGUCAGCUCCCAGGAUGUGAGAGUGCGAGUGUGCGGGGAUGCGGCUGUGUGUGGCACACAGGACCAUGUGUGCAUCUUUUGUAUUUUUUCUCCUCCAAGGAGCUGAAUCAGUGUGGACAUUCUGUUUCAGGGAGUUGGAAAGGAGAGUGUCUGAAGAAGGUGGGAGUGGGGGCUAAGGCCCCACUGACCUCCCACUUCCCCCAAGAGUCAAACUUUGUGCUUGGUGACUGAGAUCCCUCCUUCUGAGAUAUUCAAGCCCAAACCCUGGAUUUUGCCCUCUCCUCAUUCCCUGGCUAACCCCAGUUCCCUUGCAAGAUGGAAGGAGAUAUUUGCCAUCCCUUCCUUUGUAGAUAUCUUCAUCCUCCCCUAGAUAGCCCAGGGCGUCUCCUCCUGGUGGGGAUGUUCACUCCACACUUGAGUUUGGAUGGGGCAUCAGACCCAUCCAGACUUGGGCCAGGGCUGAGUCUAGGCUCAGUCUUCACUCGCACUUCUCCUGCCCACUGCCCACCACAGCCCACCCCGCAGGCAUGGCAGCCCUUCCACACCAGGCCUGAGCCGUGUGUUACCCUUCAGGAGGACCCAGGUUGAUGCUGCAAAGCUGAUAACUCACUCCCAGCAUCCCUCUGGGAGGAGCCAGUUUCUGAGAGUUUGGUCUUGUCAGGAGAAUGAGGGGAAGUGUCCCCAGUCUCCACAGGGGCCCCACCUUGGGGCCCUGCACAGAGCCCUCCUGUCUCUCACCCAUGCACACACCUAUGCACACAUACCACUCAGCACCACAGUAUAUUCUUGCCAAAGAUUCCCUUUAAAACAAAGCACUUUUACUAAUUAUUGUUAUUAUUUUAGAAGUGUUUAUCCUGUUUGUUCCUCUCCCCCUGGACCUCUUUUGCUGUUGUUUACUGUUGAAUCUGUUUGUCAGCCAGGAGAGUGCUGUCUGGUCUUAUGGGGGCUGGGGCAGGAAAGGGCCUGAGAGAAGUUGGCAGGAAAGGGUGGGAGAAGCAUGGCCAUCUGGCCAUGGCAGUGAUGUGCAGGCUCGCGCCCCAUCCCCAGCCCCUCACUGCCUCUAGCCGUCCAGUCAGGUGUCUGGGGCAGGCCUGGGGCCUCGCCCUAGGUGGCUCAUAUGCUGUCUGGAGGCAAGAGGGCAGGGCAGGGACAUAUCCAAUUAAGCUAGAAAAGGGGCCCAGUAAGCUCCACGUGGCUCCUUCCAGGGGGAGCAAGUGGGAGGAGUUAGGCACAGAAACAAUGGACAGCGCCGCCCCCCCCCCACCCCCACUAUAACAGUGUCCUGACUCCUUUAUUUCCUCAGGUGUUAGAGAAACAGAAACUUUACAUCCCAGGUUUGGAAGAGCCCAUCUCAUCUGAUCCUUUCCUUAGUAUCUCUGAAAGCCUGUGGAUUCCUUUUCUACUGAUUUUUGAGGAAUCCUUCACUGUGUCAGAGAUUGGCCAGAAUAGAGUUGUGGGGUCCUGAGGCCACCUGACAGCAGGGGGCAGCCCACUGCAUGUGUGUGAUCCCACUGGAAGGGGCUCUCAGGAGCCGGGGAGAGUAGGAGAUUCUUCUGCUCUGUGCUGAUUGGCCUGUGCAGAGAUUGGGCAGGUUCUCAUGCUGUCCUGGGGUGCAGAGGGGUCAGUGAGUGUGAUAGCAUCCAUCCUUGCUCUGAUUCUUAUCUACCACCCUUGCCUCCUGGGUCCUUUCCUCCUUCCUGGUUUGUUCCCAGCUACAGAACCUGGGGAGUUCAAGUGGGCCAGGGCCCUGUUCAAGGAGGCAGUCCACUCCAACCCCACACUCAGGGUCCUUGAAGAGGUUGGGAGCCAGGGCCCCAGAGCCAACUUUACACCCAGGUCCAGCUCCUGGAAUCCUGAGACUCACAUUUCCUUGGCCAGUGGUAACAUAGGACGUGUGUGUGUGGGUGUGCAAGUGUGGAUGUGUAGGCAUAGUAUUUUUGCUCAUCUCUUUGGGGAACUUGGGGGUUGGGGCUGGAGGUGGUGGGCAAUGGGCAUCAAGUCCCAUAUCACCCAGCAGCAAGAGGAAUUGGGAAGUGAGGCCUGGAGGGCCACUUUGGUGCAGUCUCAGUGUUGGUGAUGGUGGGGACUGGCCCACACGGGGCUCUGGCAGAUCUGUUCCUUCUUGACUCCUCUGUCCUCCAGUGUCCCAAGUGUUAGAGGAUCUUUGUUUUUAUCCCACACCUGGGCUCUUUCCAACAGCAAAGUUAUCAUAGAGGGAUAUCUCAAGUUUGUUUCCAAUCAGUGUUAAGCCGCUUGAAACUCUCCUGUGUGUCUGUGUUUGGUGUGUGCGUGGGAAUGAGAGAGCACAUCAGUGCGUGCAUGCCAUGUUUCCCCAUUUCUCUCCUCCCUUCUGAUCUGUCAUUCAAAAUAAAUGCAAGAAAUCCCUGACCCACCACCCUCCUUGCCUCCCAGGCCCUCUGCAGGAAAAACAGAAUAACCCAGCAUCCUCCCUGUGCCCCGGCUGUGUAUUUAUAUAGAUGGAAAUAUACUUUAUAUUUUGUAUCAUCAUGCCUAUAACCUCCGCCACCUUGUAUAAACCCUGAUGUAUGCUACUUGUCCUGGACAUGAAUGUAUUGUACACUGAUGCUGUCCCCCUCCUGUACAGCUGCUUUGUUUCUUUGCAAUCCAUUGUAUGGCUUUAUAAAUGAUAAAGUUAAAGAAAAAUCUG
Otolemur garnettii (small-eared galago) is the source of this 10044-nucleotide messenger RNA. RefSeq names its product tensin 1 (gene TNS1). NCBI's taxonomy places the organism in Eukaryota, Metazoa, Chordata, Mammalia, Primates, Galagidae. The record is from RefSeq and is a predicted model, not a curated record. The transcript has 30 exons. The coding region runs from base 247 to 5562 and encodes 1771 amino acids. Gene Ontology annotation, biological process: fibroblast migration. Gene Ontology annotation, molecular function: protein binding.